This is a messenger RNA of Enterobius vermicularis (human pinworm), 954 nucleotides long. The record is from the annotation of a GenBank genome assembly. Lineage: Eukaryota; Metazoa; Nematoda; Chromadorea; Rhabditida; Oxyuridae.
AUGGAAACUGAAGUGCUCUGUCGUUAUUUUGCUAACAACGUUUGCAGUAAAGGGGCGGAUUGCCCGUUUUCACAUGAUCGCAGUGCUAAACCUAACACAGUUUGUAAGUACUAUCUGGUUGGAAGUUGCGCGUAUGGUGACCGGUGCAGGUUUGGCAAAUUAUUUCUGUUUUGCAGACUUAAGCUUGCAUCUAAUUCAAAAUCACAGUUUAAUCCCGACGCCGAAGUGUUUGUCCCCUCUUGGAUGAAGAAAGCAGUGGGGGAAAAAACUUUUGCGAGCGCUGCAGGGUUUGCAUUGUUUUUUAGAUCAGUUUCACUUUUGCCAUUGUGCCCCUAUUAUGAGAAUGGCUUUUGUGAGAAAGGUGCUGGAUGUCAGUUUGUUCAUGGUUUGAUAUGCGAGAUUUGUGGAAAGGCUGCUCUGCAUCCUGCUGACGAAGAACAACGGAGAAGACACCACCAAGAAUGUGAAGCUGAGAAACAGGCAGCUUUGGAGACUAAGCUAGCAGAGCAGCGUUCUGCAGACAAGAUAUGUGGUAUUUGUAUGGAAAACGUCUGGGAACGACAAGUACGGUUUGGGAUCUUGCAACGCUGUAAACACUGCUUUUGCUUGGACUGUAUCAAGAAAUGGCGAGGAAACCGUAACGACUUUUUUGAAAAAGAAGUGCUACGCAGUUGUCCGGAAUGUAGAGUUCAUUCCGAUUUUGUUAUUCCAGCUCAUUAUUGGGUUGAAGAUGCAAAGGAAAAGGAACAACUUAUUGCCAAUUAUCGGGAGGCAAAUAAGAAGAUUCAGUGUAGAUAUAUUAAAGGAAGUGAUAUAUCUGGGUGUCCAUUUGGCAACAAGUGCUUCUUCAAGCAUGAGCUGCCAGACGGUACAAUUGCAGAAGGAGAAAGCCCCCGCUCGUUGCGAAGGUGUGGAUAUCCUCUUUUUGAUGUUUUCCUCGUAAAAGCCAUCUAG